This is a messenger RNA of Labeo rohita (rohu), 4715 nucleotides long. RefSeq names its product TRPM8 channel-associated factor homolog. The record is from RefSeq and is a predicted model, not a curated record. The coding region runs from base 1557 to 4295 and encodes 912 amino acids. NCBI's taxonomy places the organism in Eukaryota, Metazoa, Chordata, Actinopteri, Cypriniformes, Cyprinidae. The transcript is spliced from 8 exons.
UUUUCUGGUCCGACACGUAAAUAUUUCCGAUGUGGAACACCAACAUUCAUUGUUAGGUUCCCAUGUCAUUGGGAGUCACCAUCGUCAUUCGUUACUAUGGUAAGUGUAGUUUCUGCCAUAGCAGAGUUACAGAGUUAAAUUUACUACUAUAGAUAGAUAGAUAGAUAGAUAGAUGUUGAAAAAGGCUUUUAAAUUUUUGUUUGUGUAGUACCUCACAAUUAUUACAAAGUGUACAGACAAAAUAAUUGUGUGUCUAUUUAGUUUGUGUUUAUAUCUGUUAGAUGACAAAUUUUAUUUGUACAUAAGUAUUAUCAUGGGAAAGGACAUCCUGCUAAUAAUUAUAGCUUGGUAAACAUCGUUUAUUUACACUGCAUAAUGCAGUACAAAUAGUUUAAAUUGCCAAAUGUUUUUGCCUGAAAGCUAUGGAGCCACACACUUGACAAACAGAAGAAAAAUAGAUAUUGUGGUCAUUAAUUAAGUUUUCAUUCCCAUGACUUCAUAUACAUGUUUUAUUCAUUCAUUAUCUUGUUUUAGUUAAAUCAUGGCCAUGUUGUAUUAAUUCGCUCCUCUGACUAAACAUUUUCAUUGUUUAGUGUUAAAGAGUCUUUGACCAUCACACAAUAUGCAGUUUUCUGUGCAUAUUCUGUGCAUUUUCUGCAGUUUUCAACUAGCGUUGACACUUCUAGACUGUAAAUCAGGGCAAAAAUUGUGUGUUGUGUUUCAGCCUUUACCUAAAAUGAGAACACAAUUAGUCAUGGCAACAAAUUCUUAAUUUGCAGCUACAAACUAUGUGAAUAACUAUUACUGGAUAUUCACACAUAGUUAAGCAUGCUUCCCUCAUAUAGACUCAGGGGCGUCAUGCCCAUUCAAAUCCAUUUUUGAGUAGAUUUUGAAUGCAAAAAAAUAGAAGAAGAAUAUUUUAUGUUUGAGACAAUCACAUUGGCGUGAUUAAAACAUUCAGUUCAGCACCUCACCAGCUGCUUAUAACCAAUCACACACGUUUCUGUUGAGCUUAUGAAUGCAAUGGUCAAUCAGGCAUUCAGAUGAGUUGAAAUGCCGCUGAUUUGUUCAUAUUUUAGAAUUGAGAUAUUUCCUGAUACAGUUAACACGUUUGGGAAUAUUUUGAAUAAAAAGGAAAACAAUAAAUAAAACUUAAGCCUAUAUCAUUUAUUCAGCACUAUCGUGGCUGCUGUGUGUCACAUGACAAGCACAUGACACCCCUGAAUAGACUGUACUACAAAAACUGAAUAACUUAAAACAAUGCCAAAUCCUGUAGAGGGAGUGGUCAGUGGUGGUUUCUGGAUGAACAAACAAAAUAAAAAGGCGUGCUCGUUGGGUGUGCACUAUAUGGGUGAGCCUUAGUCAGAUCUUCAAACACAUUCUCACAGUAAUAGCUAAGCGAGAAAGUCAUCUGAACUCUUUGGAGGACUGAAAAGUAAUCGGUAUCAUUUUACUUCACAAGCUCUGGUUGAACACUGAGUGCUCAUACCCUGUAAAACAGACAUACGUUGAAAGUGAUUGUUUUGAAUUGACUUGAUAAACAGAACUAAUCCACCAUGGCACGUGAACAAGACUACUACACUAUCAUGUAUGGGCUGCAGGAGCUUGAUUUCCAAGGAAAAGCAGUGCCCAGUGAUCUUGUACUAAUAGGUGAAAAAGCCUUUCCACUUGCCAUGAAUCCAAGAGGUCAGGUGUUGAUGGCCGCAUCUCAUUAUGGUCAGGGUCGUGUGGUGGUGUUGGGGCAUGAGAAAUACCUAACAAGCUUUCCCGGCCUCAUAGAGAAUGCCCUGAUGUGGCUCAUGCCAUGUACCGGUGAUGCUGGCAUUGUAGGGAUUCAGAAGAGUUUACGCUCAGUAGCUGAAAACUUGAACUACUGCCCUAUCAAGACAGAGCUAGGAGACUUUCGGAGUGGAUUCGCAAUUUAUAUCACAGAUGCUUACAGCGUUGAGAAUUGUGCAAAGGAUCUGAUUGCAUUCGUCAAAGCUGGGGGUGGCUUGAUCAUGGCUGGCCAGGCCUGGAGUUGGGCUGAAGCCCACCCAGAAGAAAACACUAUAAAGAACUUCCCAGGAAACAAGGUGUGCAGUGUUGCAGGAAUUUACUUCUCGGAACACCAAGGAGAACUUGGCAUUUUUCCUGUCCCAAGACAAAUCCCUUCUAGUUGGCUUGGUGUAUCUAUAGGCAAGGACUUUAAGGAUGACCUACAGUUCCUGCUAGAAGGUGUGUCCGAGUUUGACGUCCAAGGUGGGGCUAUAGCAUCUGAGGUGAUGGUGCAUGGACCAUUAGCAUUUCCCAUUGCAGUUACUCCAGCUGGAAAAACAUUCAUUGCUGGUGCCUAUUAUGGGCAAGGUCGAGUAAUUCUGUUAUCGCAUGAAGGCUACAUGGGCCGGGACUCUCUGUCCACUUUCCUGAUCAAUGCUAUCAAGUGGCUAGACGAGGAUCGCAAGGGUGUUAUUGGGAUCCUACCCAGCUUAAAAGGAGCCCACACGGUGCUGAGCAAAUCUGGUUUAAAUUGCCAGUUGACUGGUUUCAAAGAAGAUCUAAGCGUGUACGUUUGCACUUCAUACAGUGAUGCCCAAUGUGCAGAGAUCCAAGACUUUGUUGCUGAAGGCGGAGGUCUUAUGAUUGGGGGUCAUGCUUGGUAUUGGGCACAGACUCACUGUGGCUGCAAUGUGAUGACCGAUUAUCCAGGAAAUCACAUUCUUAAUAAGAUGGGAUUGUGUCUCCUGGGCAACACCUUGGGUGGAGGGUUAUAUAAAGCCCCAGAAAUUGAGCAAAGUUGUAAAGAGGGGUACCACUUUCGUAACAUGCUGCAUCGGUUUGCUGAACAUGUAAACCUGGGGCAAGAACUGACUAAUCAUGAACAAAGCUGCUUGAAGCAGCUGGGCAACGACUGUGCCAGUUACCUUCGCAUGCGAUGUCACGACAGCGCCGCCUAUACUUCAAUGGUAGCGCUUCUUAGUGACAUAGUGAAGGAGGUGGGUGUUCCACAAGUGUGUAGUAACUGCCCUGUUGAAAGUGCCAAAGACCACCUGAUGCUCCACGUUGGGACUGAGGUAUACAAAGUGUCACCUGAUCCUGAUGCCCUUCUUCCAUACAUCAUCAAGGACAGACCUAACUUGCCCACUGUGUCUAAUGCAAGAGUUCGGAUCAGUGCCAACACUGAAGGCUGGGAAGAAUGGAUAAGCACAGGCUUAUAUCUUUCUCCUGGUAUGAAGACGUACAUAGCAGUGCCUCCAGAGAUUGUUGGGAAAAAAUGGCAGGUGCAACUUGGUUGCCAAACAGAUAACAUUGGUGGAGCAAACGUUCUGAAACGGGCUCCUGUGGUCCAUGAGCGAUUCCCUUUGGACGCAGAGAUGGUUCAAGUCUGCAAUCUAUGGGGAGGGCUUAUGUAUGUAAUAGCACCUCCCCAAAGCAAAGUGGAUGGGGUGGAAAUUGUCGUGCAGGUUGCCAUACAGGCUCCAUACUUUAAGUCUGGAGAGACUACUGUAGCUGACUGGGUGGACAGGAUCCGUCAGGCACCCGCCCCCUGGGCAGAGCUUGAGUUUGAGAACAUCAUUAUGACAUUAGAAUCAGAAUAUAUAAGGAAUCUGGACCGCCCUGAUGAGGUGGCUAAACUUUGGGAUGCCAUGAUGAGAAGCAUAGCUGACCUGGCAGCAAAGUCUGCCAAGUUUCCCCGCAAGGAGCGGUUUGUUGCAGAUGUUCAGAUCUCUCACGGUUUUAUGCAUGCUGGAUAUCCCAUCAUGAUGCAUGCCACCUCUGCCCCAGCACUAGUAAAUGUACAGCAAGCCUAUACAAGUGGUCUUUGGGGAGCCAUUCACGAGCUGGGUCAUAACCAGCAGCGUGGAGUUUGGGAGUUCCCUCCGCACACCACUGAGUGCACUUGCAACCUGUGGUCAGUGUAUGUGCAUGAGGAAGUGCUGGGUUUGAACAGGUCUAAUGCUCAUCCAGCCAUGACUCUAGAAAACCGCCAGGCUCGUACCAAAUCAUAUUGCGAUAGCGGUAAGGAUUUAAAAAACUGGAGCAUGUGGACGGCACUCGAGACUUACAUGCAGCUUCAGGAAAAAUUUGGCUGGGAUGCUUUCAAGAAAGUUUUUACUCUCUACCAUAACAUGAGUGGAGUGCCAAAUGACAAUGCAGGCAAGAUGAAUGUAUACGCUGAGACCUUCUCCAAGGUAGUCAACCUGAAUCUGACCCCCUUCUUCAAAGCUUGGGGUUGGCCCAUCCAGCCCAGCACACAAGAGAAAAUCGCUCAUCUCCCUGAGUGGAGUGACCAUCCUAUGGUCCAGCAUGCAUAAAAAUAUCUCAAAUAGCUUUUAAAAUGUACAAUGUACAAUGCCAAUUUUAGUGUAGCUAAUGGGUAGGAUUAGAUAUAGAGAUAUAUGCUUACCUGGAAUGUCAUGGAAAUUAACAUUUUUUAUUUUAUUUAAUAAGCACAUAGAUGGGUAUAUCAUAUCAGUGUAAAGCAUAGAAUGUGGCUUUUUUUAUUUUUAAAUAUAUAGAGAAGUUGCUCUUAACUAAAGGUGGCUAUAGGCUGGGCUAAGGUUAAAUAAAACCAGAUGUAGCGUGCAUUUUACAUGCGCAGCAGCAUAUCCUUUUCAUAAACUGCAUGAAUUAUGUACUGCAAUUAAAAGUCAGUUCAACAGUAUGGAAUGGUAUUGGUAUUGGUGUAUCUCCCUUGCUUAUCCAAGAGAAUAAAUCAUAUAUAUUAUUUAAAA